UGUCAAAAGAAACUGACGCUGAACACAGACGUUCAUUUACACGUUCACACACACACAUAUACAGUAUAUACAUACAUGUACAUAUAUAUAUUUAUAAUACACAUAAAAGUCACAAAAGAUCUACUUGAACAAAUUCACAUCAAGCAGGUUAAGCAAACCUUUGAUCUGUAGACAACGGAUCAAAGGAAGGCACCUGGAUACUCCUGUGAUUGUAAACAAUUUAGUGUAUAUACUGUAUAUUAUUGGAGAAGGUGUAAGAUCACGGAAAUUAGUUACUCACUAUGACCAAUCAAGCAGUGUAGCAAUAAUGUCAAGGUCAAUUUUCACCAUCAUAGCUGUCAGAGUAGCUUCAUAACAACUGGUGCAAUUAGGAUUCAGUGGAUCAAAGAUCGGCAGUAGUUGGUGGUGGUGUGACCGUCGAGUGGAAACAAAAAAUAAAAUAAAGGAAGGAAGAAAAAUCUACAAAAAGGAAGAAUCCAAAAUAACAAGCAACUGCCACGCGACACCACUACAAACCAAUCAAAGUGAUAUGGGAAGGUGAGGAUGAAAGAACAGCUAAGAAAGAGAGAACGCUGUGUGUCAACUGACGUUAAUAAUUCAAAAUCCCACCGUCGUUAGGUCAAACAAUACUAUUGAUACAAAUGCCAACUGGCGUGAAACACCAAAGGCAAAGACAUGGCUAACCACAAACUCAAGAUUGUGCACGGCAUGACUAAUCACAAGCACAAAAACGAGAGGGAUUUGUCUAAUUACAUGAAGAGGAGUCAAAGAAACGUAACUGACACGCUUCAGGAAAAUUUUGAGGCUUUAAAAAAAACAAAUGUGAAUCUGCAGGAAAAGGUGAACAGUUUGGAGAAGCUCAUUUUCGCCUUGGACGCACAAUGUGAGAUGGUGUCUACCAAGCUGGUCAAAGUGACCAAAAAGAACGAGUUUCUCACGGCUAAACUCCAGGGGGAGCGAAGCUCCAAGCUGGAGAUGAGCGAACGCUUUCAGGAAGUAAACAGCACUCAUCAGCAGAAACUUGACAUUCUUCGACAAGAACUGGAGGUCCUGAAAGCCGUCGAGCACAAGUCCAACUUUAGUGAAGAGGACAAAUAUAAUCCCGUGGCUGAAAGGAAGAUUCCAGCGAGACAUCCUACAGAAGCCCCGAGCAUGGAAUUUCUGUUCCUACAGGAGUUGCAGGAGCUGAAGGCACUAAAUAAUGACCUCAGCAGCAAACUCCAGGCUGAGACCAUGAAGAACAAGUCAAUGACCAAACAGGAGGAGUGUCUUAGUACUAAGCUACAGAUAGAGCGUACCCUGAGACUGGAGCUGAUGGAUCAGUUAGCAAGGCAUGAGUUGGCCCAUCGACAGGAGGUGGAGGGUUUAAAACAGACCAGCAGCCUCACCAACGCUGCCUCUCAGGAGCUGGAGAUAGUGAAAGCAGAAAACUCUGUGUUUCCUACCAGACUCCAGACAAAGACAGAGCUCAGCAGUAACAUUCAGACUCUAAAUUCAAGGCCACCCACCAGCCUGGAGAUGGCGACAAAGAAAAUCCCACCUCAGUCCAACCACGAAUGGCUGAGCAAUGAGCUGCGGAAGGGGCGGGCCGAGGUGGAAUUGGAAAAAAACAACAACGAUCUUCUAAAAAUGCUGAAAACUCAAUUAGAAAAGGAACGCAUCCUACGACUGGAUUUAAUUCAGGGUCUUCAAAAAGCCAUCGAUGGUCACCAGCAGACGCUCGAGGAUCACAAUCACGAGCUGGGCACCCAGAAACUUGCCCUUCACAAAAUGUCAAACAGACUCAAAGUCGAGGAGAACGUCGCUAAAAACCUGGAGGCUCAAAAUAAACAGCUGUCCACCAACGUGACCGCAGAAAUCAAAAAGAACGAUUUCCUGAGAAAAGAGAACGAGUCUCUCACCAAACGGCUGGAGAUGGAGCACAGCUGGAGACUGGAGCUGACGAAUCAGCUGGAGAAGAAUAAGGCGUCGUACGAGCAGAAUCUGAAGGCUCUCAAUCAGAGCAGCGCCGCCACAGAGGCUCUGCAUCACGAGAUCGAGGCCCUGAAAGCUGCAAACCUGGAGCUCACAGCCAAACUACAGACGGAGACGGAGCUGAGCACUGAGCUCAGAGCUCAACACGACGAGCUCUCCACCAGCCUGGAGAGGGAGAUACAGAAGAACAGGGACUCCCGCACCGUGCAUUUGCAGAGGGAGCAAAUGUUGAGAUUGGAGCUGAACGAGUCUUUACAAACAGAGAAAGGUUCUUAUCAAGAAAAGAUUGUGGCUCUCAACCAGGAGGUCAAGGCCCUGAAAACAGCAAAACACAAGCUCUCCAAGAGACUGAACAACGAGGGCGGGGUGACUUACAACCUGAAGGCCAUGAACAAACGGCUUUCGUCCAUGCUGACCAUGGAGACCAACAUGAAUGAGUCCCUGUCCAAACAGCUACAAAAGGAACACAGCUGGAGACUGGAGCUGACGAGUCAGUUAAAGAAGCACAAGGUGGCGCACCAGCAGGAGCUGGACGCCGUCAAACAGGCCGGCGCCUUGACAGAGGCGCUCUGUCAGGAGUUGGAGGCCCUGAAAGCAGCCAAAGCCCAGACUUCAAACUCCAAACAGGAAAAAAUGAAAGAUGUCAGCAGUGCCCUGCAGGCCCUGAAGGACAGGCUGUCCACUGGCCUGGAGAGGAAAAACAAACACGGGGAGACCCUAACUCCAGAGUCGCUGGAGAAGAAAACCAACACUUGUCACAAUCAGCAGGCAAAAGAAAAUGCGACUCCGCGACAGGAGACUGUGGCGCUGGGCCAAAAACUGGACGCCCUGAAGACAGCCAAGAACAAGUUGUCAAAAAGCUUUAACUCCGACUGGGGACUUGGACACAGUGAGCACCCAGAGACAGAAGAAGCCAAUCAGCAAAAGCUGGAGGCCAUCUAUAAGGAGUCAGAGAGGCUGAUUUCAGAGGUGCUCGUACCCAUCAUUGAGCUGGUCGACAGGCUGGGUUUAAAAGAGAUGGUUCCUUGGAUGAACAAGUCCCCGGUUCCCUUUGACUGGCAAAGAUCACAGGUGAUCAGAUGAUCAGACGGAGCGUCUGUCUGUCUGUUGGUUUCACUUCCAUGAGUGUGUUUUUAUGUCCAUGGUUUAUUGGUGCAGAGCGAUGGUGAAGGCACGAAGGAGUCGGAAAUAAAAAAAAUAUAUAAAAGGCCUGUCGAAUUUAAUGCAAAUAUAGGGAAAAAAUAAAUUGUGAAAUGACAUUAUUUUGAUGAACACAUGCACACUGUAUAGCCAACAAUAUAUGUAAAUAUAUAUACAUAUAUUUACGUAUAUUGGUACUGACCUCUCAGUUCAGUACAUUUUUUGAUCCAAAAAUAAAUGUGGAUGCCAAAAAAAUUGACUAUUUUUUCACAGCAGAUUUUCUCAGCAUGGUACAUGGGGGAAAAAAAACACCUAACCCUAAUCUAUUUAGGGCCUUAGUGUAGCCAACGAGUUUGUUUCAGGGUACAAACAGAAUUUAGAAUAAAUAACUUCCUUGUUAUCAACUCUUUUGCUGUCAAAAAAGUCAAAUGAUGAUCUCUGCCUGUGACCAGUGAUCCCAGUUCAUUUGCAUUAUAACAAAUAACGUCAAUAAAGUUUCUUUGCGGUCUGAUACGAUGGGAAAAGAACGACUCAACGUAGGAGUGAUGAUUUGUGAAUGCCGUACUCUACGACUUCACUCAGUGUUCCCCUGUAUGGACCGAGUCGACUGACCGGGUCACCUCAGCGUCAGUUCAGCUCUUAGUGUCACAACUGUGUAACUGUAUGGAAGCCUAUGCAAAAACACACACCCUGGUGUUUUUGUCAGUUCGAAUAAACCCCGGUCAGUGAAAUGUCCCAGUCAUGGUGCCGUCAA
This is a messenger RNA of Cynoglossus semilaevis (tongue sole), 3868 nucleotides long. Its product is annotated as centrosomal protein of 83 kDa-like. The coding region runs from base 676 to 3057 and encodes 793 amino acids. NCBI's taxonomy places the organism in Eukaryota, Metazoa, Chordata, Actinopteri, Pleuronectiformes, Cynoglossidae. The record is from RefSeq and is a predicted model, not a curated record. The transcript has a single exon.